AUGGGGGUGCCAGAGCGGGCUCACGGGGGCCAAGAGGUUGGGUUGCGGCUUGUUCUCACCACGGCGCAGUUCGUCCUGGCAAACCAGGGCCAGGCCUGCACGGGCAAGGUGCCAGCCGGCUCCGUGACGGCAACAGAGCGCGUUGGUGACUCUGCCGCUUGCAGCACCGACCAUCCAGACCAAGAUGGACCACGGGCGCAGCAGAAGCUGGCGGAGGACGUCCUGGAGAACCACUGCCAGCCGGCCGCUCCGGACUGCGCGGGUGGCGCGCCGUACUCGCAGAAAACAAGCGUGGACGCGCUGUCUGCGAAGGGAGCCAACUCUGUGAGGCUAACCCGGACGCAGCGCCGCAGGAUGCAGCGCAAGGGCUUGGAGAGCCAGUCGGGCAGGGAUAGCCCUGAGCCAAUCGUCGGAGAAGCAGGAACGGCACAACCAUAA
This is a messenger RNA of Prorocentrum cordatum, 438 nucleotides long. The record is from the annotation of a GenBank genome assembly. Lineage: Eukaryota; Dinophyceae; Prorocentrales; Prorocentraceae.